Mercurialis annua (annual mercury) is the source of this 1036-nucleotide messenger RNA. Its product is annotated as meiotically up-regulated gene 184 protein. The record is from RefSeq and is a predicted model, not a curated record. The transcript is spliced from 4 exons. The coding region runs from base 229 to 1008 and encodes 259 amino acids. Lineage: Eukaryota; Viridiplantae; Streptophyta; Magnoliopsida; Malpighiales; Euphorbiaceae.
GUUAACAUCUCCGUCUCUACACUUCCCACCAACUGAUCCACUUUCAAAAAUCUCUCCGUAAACUUUGCUCAUUUUUCUUAACCGCUCCACCUCCUCUUUAAUCACUCACUUCCUUAAAUUUUUUAACGUUUAAAAAUUCUCUAAAAUUUUAUGUUAUUUACUUUCACAUCCCCAUUAUUCUUAAUUUUCAAUUUCAUUUUGUCCAUCUGAUCUCAUUCUCCUCUAAAAAUGGUUAAAGAAUCAGACGCCACUAAAUCCCAGUUAGUCUUGGAAAUUUGCUCUAUAUCCACCCCUUUCAUUUCUUGUUCUCAUAAACAUUCUGUUAAAUCUCAUUUUAUUGACUGGUAUCGCAUUCUUGGUGUAAAAGAAGAUGCGGAUAUUGAUGUUAUUCGAAAACGGUAUCGUAAACUCGCUUUGCAGCUUCAUCCUGAUAAAAAUAAGCACCCUAAAGCUGAGAUUGCUUUUAAGCUUGUGUUAGAGGCUUAUUCUUGCCUUUCCGACAAUGUAAAGAGACGAGAAUUCAAUUUUGAGGUGCUGAAAAACUUCUGUUCCGAGUGCAAUGACAAGCGCUGCAGUGAAUCAUAUACGCGAAAACUCAAGGAAUUGAAUCCUGUAACCCGCACGAGAUCUUCCCGGAUUAUGCAAGGUUUGAAAGAUCUUGGACAGAGAUUCAAGGAAGAAGCCAAGGUGAUGGAAAACUGUUUGAAGACAAAUGCAGCACGGAGAAAUGAAUCACCGAUUUUCAGUCCAUCUGAUAAUUUGUAUCGCAGCAAUAUUCGCUGCAGGUUACCGAGAGAAUCGCCAGUUUUUAAUCCGUCUGACUAUCUAUUUGGAGGAUAUCCUCAUGUCAGGAACCGAGUAUACAACAAACCUGAUGAUAUUUGGUAUCCGCGGAGGGAAAAUCCGCCAAAUUAUGGCAAAGGAACGUCAAGAUAUGAUUGUCCAAUCUUUGAGAAUAGAUCUGACAGAGGAUUGUUUAAUCCAAAAUCUGCUUGUGUUAGUUCAUAAAAGUAGAUAUUUCACUAGAUUUUUUUUA